Phyllostomus hastatus (greater spear-nosed bat) is the source of this 478-nucleotide messenger RNA. It is a transcript of the gene PPY, whose product is annotated as pancreatic polypeptide. The coding region runs from base 66 to 353 and encodes 95 amino acids. NCBI's taxonomy places the organism in Eukaryota, Metazoa, Chordata, Mammalia, Chiroptera, Phyllostomidae. The record is from RefSeq and is a predicted model, not a curated record. The transcript has 4 exons. Gene Ontology annotation, biological process: feeding behavior; neuropeptide signaling pathway. Gene Ontology annotation, cellular component: extracellular region. Gene Ontology annotation, molecular function: neuropeptide Y receptor binding; neuropeptide hormone activity.
CGGGGACCCACCCCACCUGAGGCAGGCACCUGCUCGGUCCAGGGCCCACUUGCUCGGGAUUCAGGAUGGCCUCUGCCCGCCGCUGCCUCUCCCUGCUGCUCCUGUCUACCUGCGUGGCUUUGCUGCUGCAGCCGCCACUGGGUGCCUGUGGGGCCCCGCUGGAGCCAGAGUACCCAGGGGACAACGCCACACCGGAGCAGAUGGCCCAGUAUGCGGCUGAGCUCCGCAGGUACAUCAACAUGCUGACCAGACCCAGAUACGGGAAAAGAGACAAAGAAGACACCCUGAACUUCUCGGAGUGGGGGUCCCCCCACAGAGCUGCCCCCAGGGAGCUCAGCCAGACGGACGUGUGAUGCCGCCGCCUGCCUCCUCUCCCUCCCUCCCAGGGCCGCGCCAGCCCGACCCUGCCCCCGCACCCUAGGCUCUGGCCAAAGCCUGUGCCUUGCGCCCACACGGGCUAAAUAAAGCAAAUCAAAAA